Thlaspi arvense is the source of this 2160-nucleotide messenger RNA. The record is from the annotation of a GenBank genome assembly. Lineage: Eukaryota; Viridiplantae; Streptophyta; Magnoliopsida; Brassicales; Brassicaceae.
CUUAAAUUGAUCAUAUUUUUUCUUUCAGUUCAACAAUAUAAUGUUUGAGAUUGUAUGUUAUCUAUUUUUUGACAUAGGAGAUCACCGUCUAAAUGAUACGGUCUUAUAACUUAAGCAAUUAUGAUAACACGAUUACGAUGUUUGUUUAUGGUCAACAUUAGUGACUUACUACAAGUUACAGGAAUAUUACCUUUUACAAUGUGAUAAUCUCUGAAAUUUGUUUUCCGGAUAUUUUCAAGAGAUGAGAAGUGGGCGAGGAGGUCAACGGCUAAAAACAACUUGCUGAAUAUGUAUAUUUUCUUGCGGAGAUAACGUAGUUGGUUUCCGCGUGCUGGACGAAGACAGAUAACUUCUACAGAGAGAAAGCAAGAGAGAGAGAGAGAGAGAGAGAGAGAGAGAGAGAGAGAGCUAAGGAUUUGAACGGAGAAGACGAGGAAAGCAUAAAAGAAAGACAGAAGUUUAACCUUAAGAGAGAGAAGAAGUAAAAAUGUCGUUCCGUAGCAUAGUUCGUGAUGUGAGAGACAGUAUAGGAAGUCUAUCAAGGCGUAGUUUCGACUUUAAGUUAAGCAGCCAGGUCAAAGAAGGCGGGAAAUCUCGUGGUUCGGUGCAAGACUGUCACGAGGAGCAGCCUCCUCUAGUACUGAUCCAAGAAACACCGUGGGCGAAUCUUCCUCCGGAGCUGUUGCGCGAUGUGAUCAAAAGGCUCGAAGAGAGCGAAAGCGUGUGGCCUGCUCGUAAACACGUGGUCGCUUGUGCUUCUGUUUGCAGGUCAUGGAGAGAUAUGUGCAAAGAGAUUGUUCAAAGCCCCGAGCUUUCGGGCAAAAUCACGUUUCCUGUUUCACUAAAACAGCCUGGACCAAGAGAUGCAACAAUGCAAUGCUUUAUCAAAAGGGAUAAAUCUAACCUCACUUACCAUUUAUACCUUUGUCUCAGUCCUGCUUUGUUGGUUGAGAAUGGAAAGUUUCUUCUUUCGGCGAAACGCAUUAGAAGAACUACAUACACCGAGUAUGUCAUCUCUAUGCACGCCGACACCAUUUCCAGAUCAAGCGACACGUACAUUGGCAAGAUUAGGUCUAAUUUUCUUGGGACGAAGUUCAUAAUAUACGACACGCAACCUCCGUACAACAACAAAACCUCUCAGGUGGCCCAACCGAUAGGCCUUAGCCGGAGAUUCUACUCGAAGAGAGUAUCUCCCAAAGUCCCGAGCGGUAGCUACAAGAUCGCACAGGUGUCGUACGAGCUAAACGUUCUUGGGACGCGUGGUCCAAGGAGAAUGCACUGCGCGAUGCAAUCGAUUCCGGCUUCUUCUCUCGCGGAAGGCGGAACAGUGCCUGGACAACCCGAGAGUAUUGUCCCGCGCUCUAUUCUCGACGAAUCGUUCCGCAGCAUUACAUCAACCUCGUCGAGAAAGUUCACCAGCGAUUACUCGACCGAGUUCAGCAGCGCUCGGUUUUCCGACAUUCUCGGGCCGUUAGGAGAGGACGGAGAAGCUGUGUUCGAGGAAGGGAAAGAGCGGGUUUCGCCGCCGCUUGUGCUCAAGAACAAGCCGCCUAGGUGGCACGAGCAGCUUCAGUGCUGGUGUUUAAACUUCAGGGGACGUGUAACCGUCGCCUCGGUUAAGAACUUUCAGCUGAUUGCAGCGAACCAACCUCAGGCUCAGGCUCAGGCUCAGGCGUCAGGACAGACUACUGAUGGUCCAGACAAGAUCAUAUUGCAGUUUGGGAAAGUGGGGAAAGACAUGUUCACGAUGGACUUUCGGUAUCCGCUCUCUGCGUUUCAGGCUUUCGCUAUCUGUUUGAGCAGUUUCGAUACGAAACUCGCCUGCGAAUGAUAUUGGGAGAGACAGCUUUGUAUGUAAUGGUUUUCGUUUCAGGAGAUUCUUUGUCUUCAGUGGUGUUUUAUUUUCACCGGAGAAUCUCAGAAUUAGGGUUUGUUUCAAGGUUUCCAUCUGAUCAUUUAUUCUGAUCUGUGCUUAUGUUGUUUGUUAAUGAAUCAGAAAAAAAAAAGUUUGUCCGAGUUCGGUUUUAAAUUUGUAAUUUGAUGUAUUCGUAACGGUCAAAACGCAAAACGAGGAUAGCCUAGAAAUCAUAAACAUGCAUUUGGUUACAUUGAUUACAUGUUUGAUGUUUGAAAAGAGUUUUAAAAAGAACAAAAAGUAAU